UUUACCUGUCACGGGAGGACAACCAGCAGCUUGUGAGUGAGGGGCACUGAGGAGGUGGAGGGUGGGUGAGGGGCGAGGCACCUCACCUACCCGAGACGGGUACCACGGUAGUGAGCGAGAGUGAAAGUAACGCCGGCCCAACAUUAUAAUGGCGACCCCAUGUUGCCUGGCCGACACUCUGCUCGCAACACACCACCAGAAUGAGAUUGUUUGCGAGAAGCAAGAUGGUGGUGGUGAGGACGGUGGCGGCGGCGGCGGCGCUGGUGGUGAUGGCGGGCGGGGCGCCGGUGCCCGCGCCCCCAACAGAAGACAACCUGGUGGAGAUACACGAGGAGGGCCUCAUGGUCCUGGUGCCCACGCUCCCCAUCGCCAGCGCGGAGAAGAAUGGCAAUAGCCUCAAGAGAGAGGUAGAGUACGAGAUCAUUACCAUCCCAAAGGAGUUGCUGAAGAGGGAGAUCCGCCAGAUCUCGCAGCUCUACGGCGCACCAAGUGACUCGUCGGAAGGGAGCCCCACUUUCAUCGUAGACGACGGCUCCCUUGGCAGCUAUGGCGAUGAGAUCAUUCCAUCACCGGCUCCACUACCAACCGUCUCCUACGGUGCGCCGCAAAUUACCGUGACAAAGUCGAUAGCGUCGCUGCCAGCGAAGCCGGCCAUUACCCUGCCCCUGCCGGACAUCUCCGUCAGUGCUAACCUGGGCCAGGUGUUGGCAGGAGCGUCGAGCCUGGCUGGAGGCGUCACCCAGACACUCACCACCGUGGGGAAGGGGGCGUCGCAGGUGUUGGCUCAGGUGGUUCCUGCUGCGGCCGCUGGAGGAGUCCAAGCUGCCAGGUGGCUUGCUGAGAACAAAGCUGAAGGCGUCAGAGCAGCAACCCAGGGUCUACAAUAUGCUGGCCAGCUCAGUGCUGCUGUCCUUAGAGUUCUUCUACAGGUGCCCAGCAUAAAGGCUCGUGUACUGUCGGAAGUUAUCCGCGCCAGUCAGCCUCUCACAUAUGCCAUCAGCGACGUCCUGGCAGAAUCUGCGGAUGAUUUUGGUGAUAUUUUUGAGGCCAAGAAUGAUAUUCUGAAGGAUGCCUUAGAAAUCUUCAUCCGGUUAAUACAGGAUACACUUGCCCUCAAGGGACGCAUCAUUGCUAAGCUUGGCGCUUCUGGAUUGGAUGUCGGGGCCACUGCAUUUAACGCUGGUGUGAGAGUUGGGGGUGCAUUUGUGGAGACGGCAGGAGGUAUUGCAACUGCCUUGGGCACGGGAGUUGGGGAUCUGGUACGAGUGGCAACUACUGCAAACUUCCCUGCACCACCUCCCAUCACUCUGCCCCAGCUGCCUUCCCUUCCCAAAAUUAUUCUCCCUACACUGGACCUAUCGGUUCUGGCCCCUCAGGCAACUCUGGCGCCAUUACCUCUACCUUCUAAACCUGCCACUGCACCUGUUUCUAUCAAAUCUCUGUAUAACCCACCAACUGAGAUCAAACUACCAUCUCAAUUAUAUGGAGCACCAGGCCGUUAAGUUUCCGUCUUUUGGACUUAGCCACCUUGUUAAGUUGCCAUUUUAGACUUAUCUAGUUUUACUACACACCUUUGUAAAUUUAUUGUCACUUCCUUAAUUUAAAAUAGUAAAUUAUUUAAAAUUUAUUAACUAUUGGCAUUUCCCUAAGUUUAUUUUCUGGUUAGAUCACCCAAGUUUUGAUGUAUCUGCCAAUAGUUUGUCAUUAUGUUACUCGUUCACAUAGUAGCCUGAAGUUGCCUCUCAAAAUUAAAGGUCAAUGUGUUCCCGUUCCUUCAUAUAUAUAAAAGGUUGUUAUUUUGUUAUAUUUUCCCCAUUGCUAGUGGUAUCCCAAGUGUAGGCAGAAUUGUCCCACCUGCUAUUACAAGGUAACUUUUCUUAUAAAAGACACAACAUUUAGGAGCUUGUCUAUGCUGCAACCAGUCAUUGUAAUAAUAUUAUAGGCAGUCUAGUUUAUAUUCUAAUGUUAGUGUUAUAGAUAACCUUGCUUAUGAUUCUUGCAUUAAACAGGUGAAGCAGUCUUGUCAUACUAGAAUAAAAAAUAGUGUUAAAUGUAAUGAGAUGCAAUUUACUGAGCGAGUCCCAGAGGCUUCCUGAAACUAUUCAAACUUAUAAGUGCUAUAUUAGUUUGGGGUCAUCAGUCACAGGAUUUCUUAUGCCUAUCAGGAACCACAAGCCGGAACCUGGUCCCAUCAGAGAGGCGCAGGGAGCAAUGGCCUAUGAACACUUUAGAUUUAAAGUAUGUAUGUCAUAAUUAUCAACCGAGGAAGGGCCUAGAAGGGCAGGCGAAUCAAAACAGAGCACUGUCUGGGUAACCUAUGGAAUCUAUAUCCCAAAAGAUCAAAAUAACUCCCCUAGAAAGAAACCAAACAAGCAACCCUUCAUGCGACUAGCACUUCCGCUCGUUAGCACUACGACUCUGGGUGGAUAGGGUCCACCCAGGACCCUAUUUGACCUCUAAAAGCCCUGCGCCCAAAUGUCUACCCAAGACAUGUUGCCAAAAACCUCUGCGACAGCAGCAUACUCCAAAACAUCAUGGGCACGAGGAUAGACUGCAGGCUAGCUGGACUUGAUGACACCGCAGACAAGCUGAGACACAAAAGCUCUGAAACAGGAAACCAGGGAAACCAGAUCCACCCAAAGUGUGUCCACCGUCACAGAACCAGUGGCCCGCAGGUAGCGGCGUAAAGCCGCCACCGGACACAACACGUGUUGCACCCCAAGCCUAACCAACCAAGCAUCCACAAACAAUGGACCCCCUCCGAAAGCCUCAUUCUUCGCUAGAAAAGAUGAAGGCUGCAAACGAACAAAACGACCACCUAAACCAAACGAACAGAACCCCCGGCGUCAGAGAGCACGAGGCUCCCCAACCCGACCCCCCCAAACGCCAAGAACAUCCAAAAGCAAUCCCUAACCAAAGGGACCACAGCAAAGCGAGUUGAAGAAAGAAAAUAAAUUUCAUGCCCUAAAGACCAAGAAGACUCGGGCAGCGUAUGAGCAGGCCGGAGGUGAAAAAAAAUUCACGUGAAAGCUUGCAGAAUGGAGCUGAAGCAACAUCCACCUCCCCGGACAUAAGCUGGAAUGGAUCCGCCAACGCUGCGCUAUAAGAAGCGACAGUACUAGGCAUGAGAUGCCGAUCUAGAAAAAGCCAAGAGAGGAAGCACAAAACAACCUGGUCCAAAAUUGACGAAAACCUUUGAAGAGAAAGAGAUGGAAAGACUGCCAAGAAAUUUCAUUCUGUCACUGGGAAGAAUACUACAGGUGGGACACCAUCAAAGCCACCUGAUCACCAUAUAAAUGGCAACACACACACACAUUAAAAAGACCCGAUUCGUAAUGCAGAGCAGUAAGGUGAACCAGGGAGGUACCUCACUGGCCCGACCUGCUGAAGGAGGCGGAGCCACCACCUGGGUUUGGACACUGAGCAAGCAGCACCUGAAACCAAGGCUGGGCUGGCCACCAUGGAGCCAGGAGAACCACUCACCCCUGAUAUGAAUCCAGCCGAGCAAGAACCCAGAGCAACAGCUUGACCAGGGGAAAGGGGUACGGGAACCCCCACUUCAACCUCUCGCAAGUCAAGCCUGGCCUCAAGCCGGGCUUGGUGAGUAGAACAUCUUCCAGAACCCCAUCAAGCGGGUAUCAAACAGGUACCAGUCCUGCUGAAAAGCGUCUUCCGCGAAGGUCUUGCAGUCGGAGAAUGGUGCCAGCCCUACCAGCCCAUGGGGGGAGGUGGGGGGGGAGGGAGUCCUACCUACUGCGUUUGCCAGGGGAUAAGAUGCAUAACAUUAAUUAUUUAUUUAUUGUUUAAUAAAAAUGAGCCCCACAGCUAAAGUGGCCGUAAUACGGACAAGAUUCUGAGGGUCGUAGGUUGCACAGGUUAACUAGACAGUGGUCUGUUUUGAUUCUCCUAUCUUUCCCCGAUGGAUGGCAAUUCUGACAUACUUUAAUUGUAAAGUGCUCGUAGGCCAUUGCUCCCUGCACCUCUCUGAGGGGGGCCAAGUUCUGACUCGUUGUCCCUGGGUAGGUAUAAAAACUCCUGACUAAUGACCCCAAACUAAUAUAGCACAUAUCAGUUCAGAUAGCUUCAGGGAGCCGAUGGGGCUCCCCACAGAAAAGUUAACAAAUUAGAGAUGAUACCCCUUGACCGGUUAUUGUUUGGCUUAUGUAAAUUAUUUCACUCUCGAAAGACAUUUUGCUUACUAACAUUUCUCCUUAUGUUUUGAGUAACUGGAGGCCAAUGUUCUAGGCUUUAGUCUAAUAUAUGGCCUUACACAUUCAAAUAUUAAACGUGACACUCUGAGCAGGUGAAUCCACUUAGAUUUACUAGCAACUAUACUGCUACCUCUUCGAUGAAGGAACCAAAUAUCAAUAUGCACAUAAGCAGCACCAAAUUAGCAACUUAAAUCCAUUAGAAAAUUAUUAGACUAUAGAUAAUCCAAAAACUUAUUUUGUACUUGGAAAUCUUAAAUCUAAUUUUAGAAAUUGUAGCAUUAUAUUCAACUUACCUGAAGAUUAAUAUUUUGUUAAAUUAACCAAUUUAAUUUAUUAUAUGGUCAUAAUGCAGAGAGUUUAGCAUAUUGUUCUGUCAUUGGCAAUGCAAACUUUAUCUAAUGGUUCUAUUGCCUCCAAAACUGGAAUUAUACAUCCUCUUAUUUUAGUGAUCUAAUUCUUAGUUGAUGUGUUCUUAAUGUCCGUAAUGUGUAAAAUAUAUUUUUGUGUACAUGGCUUUUAUAUAUUAUAUAUAUAAAUGUAUAUAUAUAUACUGUAUAUAUAUAUAAUAUAUAUAUAUAUAUAAUAUAUAUAAUAUUUUUAUUUAAUGUUGUUCCUGAUCUGUUAUCAAGACACUGAAUAGUUCUCUACUUGAUCAUAGUUUUUUAUGUUAACUUGUCAUAAAUGUUAUAAUUUUA
Procambarus clarkii (red swamp crayfish) is the source of this 4906-nucleotide messenger RNA. RefSeq lists its product as uncharacterized. The record is from RefSeq and is a predicted model, not a curated record. NCBI's taxonomy places the organism in Eukaryota, Metazoa, Arthropoda, Malacostraca, Decapoda, Cambaridae.